GUGACGGCAGGGCUCAAAACUUUCACCUAAGUUACCGGCGACUGUUUAAUUCGGCCGUCUUCAUUCAGUAAGAUCUGUCAGUGUUCUGAGGAGUGUAAAAUAUCUUUGUUAUCAUUCACAAUAGUGUUGGUUUUGUUUGACGAGAACGCCUCUCCUGAUUUGAAAGCUUUUUCUGUUUGAAGUGCGGCGAUUUGGGAUAGCCACAAGUUAAAUGGACGCAUGCGGAUCACGUUUAUGUAUGUGAGUGUGUGACAAACAACUUUUCAGCGCAGGGAAGAAAAACUAAGAAUGAACUUUCUGCUCGUUUUUGACGCGUUUGUUGUAUUUGGGUUUUGUGCGUGCGAAUCCCAGUGAACGGAAAAACUUCCACCCAACUUUUCCUGCUGUUGGUCGUCGUGUGAUCCAGCAGGUGGGGAAACACGAGCCGCUGUUUCAUCAGGGAAAAGAACACAGGAACCGGAUUUAAAAUAAACCAGUUUUCUUCUGAAACUCCCACUGGAUUUAAUUUUACGACUUGGUGACUGGAAUAACCAACUAUCCAGAACUAGUGCUGAGUAGGUUGACCAGUAGUCAUCAUGGCGUCUUCCUCGGUGAAGGUGGCGGUGCGUGUGCGGCCUUUCAACAGCCGAGAGAUGAACCGAGGAGCUAAGUGUGUGAUCCAGAUGCAGGACAAGAGCACAUGUAUUAUUAAUCCCAAACAACCCAAGGAAGCACCCAAGAACUUCACUUUUGACUAUUCAUACUGGUCACACAGCUCAGAGGAAGAUCCAUCCUUUGCAUCUCAGAGGAAGGUGUAUCAGGACAUUGGCGAGGAGAUGCUGCUUCAUGCUUUCGAGGGCUAUAAUGUGUGUAUUUUUGCUUAUGGGCAGACUGGAGCAGGGAAGUCAUACACAAUGAUGGGAAAACAGGAUCCGGGGCAGCAAGGCAUCAUACCACAAAUGUGUGAGGAUUUGUUCAGACAGACGGCAGAUAACACUGACCCUGACCUGUCCUUCUCUGUUGAGGUUUCAUAUAUGGAGAUUUACUGUGAGCGAGUUCGGGACUUGUUGAACCCAAAAAGCAGAGGGGCCUUGAGGGUCAGAGAGCACCCUAUAAUGGGCCCUUAUGUAGAAGACCUCUCCAAAAUGGCGGUUACCAACUACAGUGAUAUUGCAGAUCUCAUGGACACUGGCAACAAAGCCAGGACGGUUGCUGCUACUAAUAUGAACGAGACCAGCAGUCGCUCACAUGCUGUCUUCACCAUCCUCUUCACACAGCGUCGACAUGAUAACAUGACCAGCCUGGACACUGAGAAGGUGAGCAAGAUCAGCCUGGUUGAUCUGGCAGGAAGUGAGAGAGCAGACUCAUCUGGAGCCAAAGGCAUGAGGCUGAAGGAGGGAGCCAAUAUUAACAAGUCUCUGACAACACUGGGUAAAGUCAUCUCAGCACUGGCAGACAUGCAUGGCACAAAAAAGAGACGCUCUGAUUUCAUUCCCUACAGGGAUUCUGUCCUCACGUGGCUAUUGAGAGAAAAUCUAGGUGGAAACUCUCGCACGGCCAUGAUUGCUGCUCUGAGCCCAGCAGAUAUUAAUUAUGAAGAAAUACUCAGUACUCUCAGGUAUGCAGACAGAGCUAAGCAGAUAAAAUGUAAUGCUGUCAUUAAUGAGGAUCCAAACGCACGUCUCGUCAGGGAGCUGAAAGAAGAGGUCAACAGACUCAAAGAGCUCCUCCUGUCUCAGGGACUCAGCAACCUCAUCACUGCCUCAGGGUCUGAAACAGAAUGCCCGUCUUUGGGAGGAGCAUCAGGUGAGCUCCAUCAGCCCUUGCUCUCAUAUGUACAGUCUACCUCUGAUGCACCAAUGGAGGGUGUGACGCCCACUAGUCCCACUGCACACAUCAGCAAAGAGGAGGCCGCGGAGAGACUCAAGGAAACAGAGAAGAUAAUUGCAGAGUUGAAUGAAACAUGGGAGGAAAAGCUCAGGAAAACAGAUUCAAUACGACAAGAGAGGGAGGCACUGCUGGCUGAGAUGGGUGUGUCUGUAAAAGAAGAUGGAGGAACAGUGGGUGUCUUCUCUCCCAAAAGAACGCCCCACCUGGUGAAUCUGAACGAGGAUCCUCUGAUGUCAGAGUGUCUGAUAUAUUACAUUAAAGAUGGAGUCACCCGGGUUGGUCAGGAAGAUGUGGAUAUUCGUCUUAGCGGUCAGUUUAUAAAGGAGCUGCAUUGCGUCUUUUGCAGUGAAGUCAAUGAGAAUAAUGAAGUGGUAGUGACUUUGGAGCCAUUAGUUGGAGCAGAAACAUAUGUCAAUGGAAAACGAAUCACUGAUGGUGUUGUGCUAAAACAAGGUAACCGUAUAGUGAUGGGGAAGAACCAUGUGUUUAGGUUUAACCACCCUGAGCAGGCCCGCUUAGAGAGAGAGCGCAGUGCCACACAGGAGCAGCAGGGGGAGCCGGUGGACUGGAGCUACGCACAGAAAGAACUGCUGGAGAAACAAGGCAUUGACAUAAAGCAGGAGAUGGAGAAGAGACUGCAGGAUCUGGAGAGUCAGUACCGCAAAGAGAAGGAGGAGGCCGACCAGAUACUGGAACAGCAGAGACUGUAUGCAGACUCAGACAGCGGUGAUGACUCAGAUAAACGGUCCUGUGAGGAGAGCUGGAGACUCAUCUCUUCUCUCAGAGAGAAAUUGCCAGCCAACAAGAUGCAGUCUAUCGUGAAAAAGUGUGGUUUGCCCAGCAGUGGGAAGAGAAGGGAGCCGCUGCGUGUUUAUCAGAUCCCCCAGCGCCGCCGCAUACCUGCCACCCAGGAGUCCAAACACAGACUCAGCUUGGAAGAGCUUCGCACACAGGCUGUUAAAGAGAUCUGCUAUGAGGUGGCGCUUGGAGACUUUAGACACACGCGACAAGAGAUUGAGGCCUUGGCUAUUGUCAGGAUGAAGGAGCUUUGCCGCACAUAUGGCCAAAAAGACCCUCAGGAGAGAGAAAGCUGGAAAAGUGUGGCGAAGGACGUAUGUGAGACUGUGGGCAUCGGAGAAGAGGAGGGAGACAGGGAGGAAAGAACAACAGCAGCUGGAGGAGGAGGGAAUGAGGGAGGAAAGACAGAUAUGGGAGAGCUCAAAGCUCAUAUUGACAAGCUGACUGAUAUACUGCAGGAAGUCAAGUUGCAGAAUAAUAUGAAGGAUGAGGAGAUCCGAUCACUAAGGGAUCGCAUGGUGAAGAUGGAGAAGAUAUUCCCAGUCGAAGUUCAGGGAGACAGUGAUAACAUUGGGUUGGAUGGGGCCAGAGGCGACGACCCGCCAGCACAAGUCAACAGACGCGAUGAGGAUUCUGGGUACCGGCGGGGUCGCCAUCGCUGGCAGUACCCGGACAAAUACCAUGACCCUAAACGUCGCAAAGGAGCCAGCAAUCAGCCAAACAGUACCCUCUACCCAGCGCCUCCCUCAGGACACUCUCAGAACAACCCAUUCAGUACGGCAUCGCCUCGAUUCUCAAAUCCAUCUUUCAUUUCUGAAAUCCCUCGCAACCCCUAUGGUCCUUUCUUGCCAGGCACUGGGCGCUUCUUGCCACCUCAAGAGAGGAAGCUACAGUUCCCCUUUAAGAAUAAUCCCCAACACCGAGGCUUCAUCUGGGGCCCGUCAUCAGGGGGUGAAGGUGGAAUGGACACAUCCGCUCAGUCCAAUACUGAUAUGGUUCAUACUUUCCAAUCAUCUCCCUCACCAAGCAAGGGCCAGUGGCCAAACAAUCAUCACCAACAGCGGCGCAAUCACGGUAACAGAGGCUACGGCAACUGGGGAAACAGGCAACGAUCCAGAAACAGGGGACGGAAUCCAUUCGAUGGAUAUUUAACCAACGAACAGGCCGGAAAUAUUGACCGUAAAGAUGGUGGAUUGGUCCAAGGGCAGCACAAGCAGGGUAGAGCGCGUUACACCUGGUACAAUCCCAAUUUUACUUCAGACCAGUCUGUUGGAGACGGAUUCCAACAUAAUUACAACCAAAGCAGACAAGGUGUCUACAAACACCCCAACUUUCACUACCAUCACCUUCAAAAACAGGACAACCCUUCAGAGAUGAUCCAACAUGGGUCUGAAGGCAAUCCCAAUCCACCAUCCAUCCCAGAUUGCAAUAGCACCCCCAUGGAGACCUGAUUUCUUCUGUGGAGAGUAUGGUCAUGUACAUGGGAGCCAUAACACUCUGAUUUUUCUUGUGUGUUCUUGGAUGGGACUCCUAGAAACUUUGAACCCUCAGAUAUAUAUGGUGUUUUGGUUUGUUGUGGAAGGGUUUUGAGUGCUGCAACUGAGAACGGUUUUUAAGAGAAACUCCUUAGUUCAAUAACACCAUUCUGUUCGAAAUAAGACAGAACAUUUUAUGCAUCUGAAUUUUAAUGUACAUAAUUGCAGUUUCAUACCUGCACCUACAGUGCUUUAUGAGUGAUGUUUUUAUGUGCACACAUAUCUGUCAUUCAGAUGUAUAUAUAUCUAUAAGUAGGUUAUAAAUUGAAAGGGUAUGUAUUUGCAAGAGAAUGGAGCUCCUUUUAACGCACAGUGCACUGCAAUGUUGACGUUAUGGCCUGAGAAGUGUAUGGCCUAUGAAACUAUUUAGCGAUUUUUGUUGGAUUUCUGAUGAUUUUACAUUGUGCCUGCUGAAAAGCCAAAGAAUUUCAAUUUAGUAGCCCUCAGGCUUAUAACUGCUUUGGAUGCAAUUUGUAUAGUUGAAAUUUUUCUCCUUUUUUUAUCUUGCCACUCAUGUUCUUUUAUUCCUGCAUCCUGAGGGGCAUGUGUUUCAUAAAUUGUGUUGCUUAGGCUUAAAAAAAAGAAAUGGGAUACAUAAUCCUAAAAACAUUUAAAAGGGACAAAGGGAUA
Messenger RNA from Sinocyclocheilus rhinocerous, 4832 nucleotides. It is a transcript of the gene kif1ca, whose product is annotated as kinesin family member 1C, a. Gene Ontology annotation, biological process: microtubule-based movement. The transcript has 24 exons. Lineage: Eukaryota; Metazoa; Chordata; Actinopteri; Cypriniformes; Cyprinidae. The record is from RefSeq and is a predicted model, not a curated record. Bases 576 to 4118 code for a protein of 1180 amino acids. Gene Ontology annotation, molecular function: ATP binding; microtubule binding; microtubule motor activity.